This is a messenger RNA of Aureococcus anophagefferens, 735 nucleotides long. RefSeq lists its product as hypothetical. The transcript has a single exon. Gene Ontology annotation, molecular function: protein binding. The record is from RefSeq and is a predicted model, not a curated record. The coding region runs from base 1 to 735 and encodes 244 amino acids. NCBI's taxonomy places the organism in Eukaryota, Pelagophyceae, Pelagomonadales, Pelagomonadaceae.
AUGGCUUCGUGGAUCAAGGGCAAGGUCGACGGCGCCAAGAAGGUCGUCACCGAUAAGGUCGACGACGCCAAGGAGGCCAUCGCCAUCAAGCAGGCGGAGCUGGAGGAGAAGGAGCGCGUGCGGAAGCGCCUCAAGUGGGAGAAGGAGCGCGAGGAGGCGGAGAGGAUCGCGGAGUACGAGGCGUCGAAGCCGCGCCUCCCGCGGGACGUCGCCGCGGCCGCGGAGAAGGGCGACGUCGCGCGGGUGCGGCGAUGGUUCGACGAGGGCGCGACGAUCGGCCUGCGGACGGACGACGUCUACGGCAAGUCGCUGCUCAUGCUCGCGGCGAAGCGCGGCCAGCUCGAGGUCAUGGAGCUCGCCUUCGCCAAGGGCGCCGACGCGAACGAGUGCGACCACAAGGGCUCGCCGGCGCUGCACUACGCCGUGCUCUACCAGCGGACCGCCGCGGCCGCGCUGCUCAUCGACAGGGGCGCGCGCGUCGACCAGGCCUCCUACACGCUCGGCAUGACGGCCACCAUGUACGCCGCCCAGUACGGCGACGCCGAGACGCUCCGGCUCCUCAUCGACAAGGGCGCGAGCUGGUGGGCGCUCGACGACAUCAGCCAGGACGCGGAGGCGCACGCGCAGCUCAACGCCUGGGAGGGCAACGGGUGCGAGGCGUGCGAGAAGAUCCUCGCGGAGCUCCGCGAGGUGCGCUUCAAGGGCCAGCUCGGCCCGCCGGAGAAGGCCGUCUAA